Messenger RNA from Colletotrichum tamarilloi, 603 nucleotides. RefSeq lists its product as uncharacterized. Bases 1 to 603 code for a protein of 200 amino acids. The transcript has a single exon. NCBI's taxonomy places the organism in Eukaryota, Fungi, Ascomycota, Sordariomycetes, Glomerellales, Glomerellaceae. The record is from RefSeq and is a predicted model, not a curated record.
AUGGCCUCGCCGAGAUGCUUCUUCCUAGACCUACCUUGCGAAAUUCGUCUCGACAUCUACGCCCUUCUCCUUCUCAUCCACCCUCCCCUAGAUAGAGUCGGCCCGUCCUCGCCGCAAGCACGGCUCCAUCCCGCAAUCCUUUCCACAAACCGGCAAAUCCAUACAGAGGGGACGCCCAUUCUCUACGGCAGCAAUAUAUUCCUCGCGCACACCAAACUUCUGGCCUCCUUUCCGCGUCUACGGCCAUGGUACUCGCCCGUCCGGGAGCGCUCCGUGCUCCCCCGCAUCCGCCGCUUCCACAUCCGGCUGCGGCUAGACUGCGACCUGGCGUUUGAUGCCGCGGCCGCGACGGCAGCAUUCAACGGCGUGGAUGAGCUCGUCGUCGAGGUGUGGCAGGCCGCCUUCCAGAGUGCGGACCAUGGUGCGCUGCGGGUGUUUGAGGAGGUCCGGGCAGUCAAGACUGUCAGGGUCUAUGGCAGCAUCACAGGGUUUGAGGACUAUGUGGACUGGCUUGAGGGUGUGAUGCGCCGCGGCGGUGAAAUCGAGGGCAGCAAAGACAUCAGUCUUGUCGGGACGAUGCCAUCUCAAAGUCGAAUCCCGUGA